CGAGAGUAAGUCAUUAUCUUUAACUUUAAGUCUUCCCAUGUAUAUAACCAAACACAUCUUAGAUCAUUUUACAGAUCGGCUCGCUAUAACUUUUGGUUAAUCUAAGUAGAGAAUUAUGUCAUUGAGUGAAGAAAAUGUCAAGAAAGAGAAACUCCAUGUCAAGAUGAAGACGCAAGAAGUGGAUCCAAAAGAGAAGGGAGACAAUGUUGAGUUGGAGAUGGAAGUGAAGGCAAAGUCAAUUGAGAAGGUUAAAACUAAGAAUGAUGAAGAAAGUGGAGGGAAAACAAAGAAGGAAAAGGAAAAAGAAAAGAUUAAGGGCAAGAAGGAUGACACAAAGGUAGAAGAAGAAGAUAAAGAUGGCAAACAUGAAGAGAAGAAAGACGAAAAAAUUGUUUCCAAAAAAGGUGAAAAAGACCAUGGGGACAUGAAGGUUAAAGACAGUGAUGUAAAAGUGAAAGAGCAAGAGGAGGAAAAGAAGAAGAAAAAGAAGGACAAAGAGAAGAAACAAGAGGAUAUAUCAGAAGGAAAUGAGGUAGAAGAAGAAAAAGAAGGUAAAAAGAACAAGAAGAAGAAAGAGAAGGAUGAAUCAGCUGUAGAAGAAAAAAAGAAGAAGGAUGAUAAAGAGAAGAAACACGAGGAUGUAUCACAGCAAAAGGAGGCGUUAGAAAAAGAAGAAGAUGGUAAAAAGAAGAAGAAAGAGAAGGAUGAAUCAGGAACAGAGGAAAAAAAGGAGGGUAAAGAGAAGAAACAGAAAGAAGAAUCCGAGGGUAAGGAGGACAAGAAGAUGAAGGGAAAGAAGGUAAAGGGAGAGAAGGAUGGGUCUGAGAAAGAAGAUGAACAAAAGAAGGGAAAAGAGAAGAAAGAACAUGAUGCAGAAGAAGAAGCAGAACAUAAGGAGGGAAAGAAAAAGAAGAAUAAAGACAAGGCAAAGAAGAAGGAAACAGAUGAGAUAUGUGAGAGAGAAUCAGAAGAUAAAGAUGAGGAAGAAGGAGAUAUGAAGCAGAAAAAGGAUAAGAAAAAGGAGAAGAAGAAGGAGAAGGUUAAAAAAGAUGACAAAGAAGAAAAGAAUAAGGAGAAAAACCUUGAAGCUGAAGUGGUGUCUAGAGAUGUUAAAUUAGAAGAACCAGAAGCUGAGAAGAAGAAUAUAAAAGAUGUGGAGGAAGAAGAUGAUAAUGAAGAGAAAAAGAAGUCUAACGGAGAAGGCGAUGAGAGUGAAGAGGGGAAGAAAAAGAAGAAGAAAGAUAAAAAGAAGAACAAGAAGAAAGAUACAAAGGAAACCAAAGAGACAAAGGAUGAAGAAGAUGAGAAAGAUCAUGCUAAGGACGCCAAUAUAGAAGGGUCAAAAGCUGAAGAUGGUGAGGAAGAAAAGGGGAAAGAAGCAAAGAAAAAGGCAGAAAAGAAAGAAAAAGAUGUCAAGAAGAAGGGUGGUAAAGACAUCACUAAGCUGAAAACAAAGCUGGAAAAGAUCGAUGAAAAAAUAGGAGCCUUAAUGGAGCAAAAGGCUGAGGUCUUGAACCAGAUUAAAGACGCAGAGGGAGAGCGUUGAUGUAAAGUCUGUCAAACAUAAAAGAAAUUGGGGGCAGCAUAAUGCAAUGUAACUGAACUUAAUAAUACUUAACGCCAUCGACAGAGAAGAAGAUUACGCUACAUGUUUCUUGACCUGAACUUAAUAGUUAAUUUAUGUGAGUUAAUAAAUUACAAAGUGUUGCACUUGACAUGGUUUUUUUUUUUCUUUUUAUUUAUUUAUGUGAGUUAAUAAAUUACAAAGUGUUUUUGGCAAAAUAAUAAAUUUUCUUUUCCUUUCGUUAAA
Messenger RNA from Camelina sativa (false flax), 1810 nucleotides. RefSeq lists its product as uncharacterized. NCBI's taxonomy places the organism in Eukaryota, Viridiplantae, Streptophyta, Magnoliopsida, Brassicales, Brassicaceae. The record is from RefSeq and is a predicted model, not a curated record.